AUGGCCGCUAGAUCCCGCCUUCCCCUCAUUGCCGGCCUCGGUGCCGCCACCUUUGGUGGUUACUACAUGUACAGAGCUGGCGGUAGCCCUAAGGUUGCCGAGAAGCAGAUGGANGCGGACGACCUGCCCGGCCGCGCCAAGGAGCUCAAGACCGAGGCAAAGGUCUACGGCGAGCAGAUUGGCCAGAAGAUUGACCACGCCGACGCCCGCGACAAGACCCGCGAAUUCGACGCCAAGUUCGAGUCGUACCGCGCCGACGCAGAAAAGAACAUCGACCAGUACAGAAAGGAGGCCAACAAGGAGUUUAACAGCGCCGUCGACACCUUUGACAAGAAGGUCGGCGACGCCGCUGCCAACGCAAAGGCCACUGUCGAGGUCAAUGCCGAAAAGGCAAAGAGCGGCUUCUCCAGCUGGUUCGGCGGCAAGUAA
This is a messenger RNA of Aureobasidium vineae, 429 nucleotides long. NCBI's taxonomy places the organism in Eukaryota, Fungi, Ascomycota, Dothideomycetes, Dothideales, Saccotheciaceae. The record is from the annotation of a GenBank genome assembly.